This is a messenger RNA of Sardina pilchardus (European sardine), 6973 nucleotides long. It is a transcript of the gene adamtsl3, whose product is annotated as ADAMTS-like 3. The record is from RefSeq and is a predicted model, not a curated record. The transcript is spliced from 32 exons. Gene Ontology annotation, cellular component: extracellular matrix. Gene Ontology annotation, biological process: extracellular matrix organization. The coding region runs from base 212 to 5530 and encodes 1772 amino acids. NCBI's taxonomy places the organism in Eukaryota, Metazoa, Chordata, Actinopteri, Clupeiformes, Clupeidae.
CCUACGAAGAGGGUUGUUAGAUAGACUAUAAAAUAAACGAACCAGUGUCAAUUUGUAACAAACGAGGUAUUGGUUGAUAGGCGAACGUAGGAAUGCAUUAACUCACGAUGUAAUAUGUUUACUGUGCUUUUAAAACAAGACAUGUAAAAUAUUAAAUAGAAAUGUGGAUUUCUUCGUGAGUUUUCCGUGGAGAGAAGGUUGAGGUUCUGCAAUGCUGAUACACACUCCUGUCAGAAACAGAAAGGUUACCAUGGGUCAUACGGUGUUUCUUAGAUGGAUUUACCUGGCUGUUUUCCUGAUCAUCACUACUGUCCAGACGGGAGCGAGCCAGUCGCAGACGGCCUACUUCCUUCCUGAAUUUGCGCUGUCGCCCCAGGGAAGCUUUCUGGAGGACACGACGGGGGAGCAGCUUCUGACCUACCGCUCGGACGAUCAGGCCUCCAGGACCACGCGGUCAGACGAGGACAGGGAUGCUGGCUGGGACGCCUGGGGCACCUGGAGCGAGUGCUCGCGCACCUGCGGAGGCGGGGCCUCCUACUCGCUACGCAGAUGUCUGAACGGAGGAAGCUGCGAAGGCAGAAAUAUCCGGUACAGAACGUGCAGCAAUAUGGACUGCCCAAAGGAGUCCGGGGACUUCCGAGCCCAGCAGUGCUCUGCACAUAACGACAUCAAGUACCAGGGCCAGGCUCAUGAGUGGGUGCCCGUCGUCAACGACGCGGUCGCGCCCUGUGCCCUCAAAUGCCAGGCGCGGGGCAAGAGCCUGGUGCUGGAGCUGGCGCCCAAAGUUCUCGACGGCACGCGCUGUCGAACGGACUCUCUCGACAUGUGCAUCAGCGGGAUCUGCCAGGAGGUGGGAUGUGAUCGGCAGCUCGGGAGCAACGCCAAGGAGGACAACUGCGGCGUCUGCGCUGGCGACGGAUCCACCUGCCGGCUGGUCCGAGGGCAAACCCUGUCGCACGUGUCACCGGACGAACCCAUCAAGACCGUCAUUGAAAUUCCUCAAGGAAGCCGGAACCUGAGGAUUACAGCCAAGGGACCUGAUGUCAUCAUUGUGGAGGCGCAGACGGUCCAGGGGAGGCGGGAGGAGCACGUCCUGAGCGUUCCGGGAUGGCAUGUCCUGGGAAACACCAGCGUGGAGUUCCAGCGCGGCGGCCCAGACAGGCAGACGCUGCGCAGCCCCGGGCCCCUGGCAGCCGACUUCACCAUCAAAGUGAAGUAUGUGGCUCCGAGAGACACCAUGCUGCAGUUUAUGUCCUACCAGCCCAUUCGCUAUCAGUGGAGAGAGACAGACUUCUUCCCCUGCUCAGUGACCUGCGGAGGUGGCUACCAGCUCAACUCAGCCGACUGCGUGGACAUCCGCUCCGAUAAAGUGGUGCCCGAGCACCACUGUGAGAGUUACCCUGAGAACACCAAGCCCAAGCCCAAGCUGAAGGAAUGCAACAUGGACCCCUGCCCAGAGAGUGAUGGCUUCAAGGAGGUGAUGCCCUACGACCAUUUCCAGCCCCUGCCACGCUGGGAGCAGAACCCGUGGACCAUGUGCUCGGUGACGUGCGGCGGGGGCGUGCAGGAGCGCAGCGUGGUGUGUGUGGAGGAGGACGUGCACGGCCAGUUCUCUCAGGUGGAGGAGUGGAAGUGCACACACUCGCCCCCGCCGCCCACCAAGCAGACCUGCAACACCUUCAGCUGCCCACAGUGGAAGGCCAUGGAGUGGUCCCAGUGCACGGUGACCUGUGGCCGUGGGUUGCGUUACAGAGUGGUGCUGUGCAUUGACCACCAGGGGCAGCACACGGGCGGCUGUAACGCUCGGCAGAAACCCCACGUCAAGGAGGACUGCCUGGUGCCCAUCGCCUGCCACAAGCCACGAGAGAGUCUUCCAGUGGAGGCCAAGCUGCCCUGGCUCAAGCAGGCCCACGAGCUGGAGGAGCCGAAGGCCGCCUCGGAGGAGCCCACGUUCAUCCCGGGCCCCUGGUCUCCCUGCAGCACCAGCUGUGGGCCGGGCCUGCAGAAGCGCUGGGUCAAGUGCCGCGUGCUGCUCUCCUUCACGCGGGCCGAGGUGGACCUGCCGGACGAGGAGUGCGACGGCGACAAGCCGCCGCAGCAGAGGCAGUGCGAGCUGGAGUCCUGCACCGGCUCGCAGGCGCCCCCUCAGGGCCGGGACCGGCAGCACGGCCCGCAGUGGGGCUACCGCAAGUUCAGCCCCUGCUCCAAGUCCUGCGGCGGAGGCACCCAGAUCUUCGUGGCACGGUGCCUGAGUGGUGGGAAGGUGGUGAGCGCCGGCCUGUGCGACAGUGCCAGUCGUCCGCGGGUGAUGAUGCGGGUGUGCAACCCGGAGCCCUGCGGCGCGAGCUCAGACGGACGGCCCACAGGUUUCCUGUCCAGAUUAGGCCGCCGCAGCCCAGUCAGAGCAGAGCAGCAGAGCAGCAGGGCCGCGGGCCGAGAUGGCCCACCAGCCUGGGAGACCGAGGACUGGCAAAAGUGCUCCCACACCUGCGGCGGAGGCAAGCAGUCCCGGAAGGUCUACUGCAAGCAGCGGCUGGGCAGCGGAAGCUUCCAGAAGCUGAAGGACGCGGCGUGCAAAGGGGCGAAGCCCGUGGCUCACCGGCCGUGCGCCACGGACGACUGCCUGACUCCCCGCCUGGAGGGAGGCGAGUGGUCCAAGUGCUCUGUAACGUGUGGCACGGGGGUGCAGCGGCGGGAGGCGGUGUGCCGCAGACAGACGCCCUCUGGGCAUCAGGUGACCCUGAGCAGAGCCGUGUGCAGCGGGAUGACCCCGCCGCCCCUCAUCAGGAGCUGCCGCAUGGGACCCUGCAAAAAAUAUCGGGCGCCUGUGAAGAAGACCUGCCCCACCAUCCUGAGUGACCACCGCACCUACAUCCAGACGCGGCCGGAGAAGCGGCUCCACUUCACGGUGGGAGGCCGCGCCUACCUGCUGCCCAAGACCUCGGUGGUCAUCAAGUGCCCGGUGAGGCACACGAGCAAGUCCACCAUCCACUGGCUGAAGGACGGCAAGGCCCUGCCCGGCUCCAAGCGCGUCGGCACCACCAAGUCCGGCGCCCUGCGCAUCUACAACCUGGAGGCGGCCGACAUCGGCGUGUACCGCUGCGUGGCCUACACCGCCACCGCGCGCUUCGUCCUCAAGCUCAUCGGCAGCGACAACAAGAUCCUGGAGCACCCGGAGGGGAAGGGCUUCCCGGCGGACGCCGAUGACCCGGUCGCCGCGCUGGGGGACAACUGGUGGUUGCCGCGCUGCACGGACAUGGACAUCCUGAUCCCGGGUUGGCAGCAGCGGAGCGAGUUCUACGUGCCCGAGGCGCAGUCCCAGGGCACGGGCGCGGACGCGGGCAAGGAAGCGGGCACGGGGCCCCUGCAGACCCUCGGCAACUCCGUGCUGAUCUCCAGGGGGGCUCAAGGGCCCGUCGUCCAGCUGCCGGACAGACGCUUGGAGGCCAGCGUGGGCUACGGGGCCUUCAGUCUGCUCCCGGCGCACUACGAGGAGCUGACCAAGAACAUGAGCGACCCGGAGCAGAACACCGGCGCAGCGCACGACAAGCCGAGCGCCCAGCCCGACCGCAAGUCCGGCGAGGAUCCGUCCGACCCGCGGACGACGAGCAAGAAGGCCGAGGGGCCGGCGGGCGAGGCCGGCAGCGGCCCGAGGGACAAGCACCAAGACAAAACGGUCAAUUCGUCCGAGCGUGCCGCGGACAAGGAGAGCAGGAGUCCCAAGAAGGCCUCCAUCACGCGGCACGAUCAGCACGGCCCGCUCAUGAGCUUCCAACGGGACCUGAGGAUACACAUCGGCAGGGUGGCCUAUCUGACCAACGCCACGCGCAGCCUCUCCCUGCUCUGCCCAGUCCACGGCGUGCCACCGCCCACCGUUUCCUGGACCAAGGACGGUGCCCCGUUACAGUAUAGAGAGAGGGUGCUGUGGCAGGACUCGGAGGGGCUGCACAUCUACAAGCCCGGCCUGGAGGACGCCGGCCUCUACAGGUGCACCGCCGCCAACGACCUGGGCUCCGACUCGGAGAGCUCCCAGCUCCACCUCGUAGAGUACCCCAAGAUCGCUCUGUCCUGGAGAAAUGUGUCUGACCUGAGCAGCUCUGCCGUGAGCGCCGUGGUGGGAGGCUGGAUCAGGGUGCGUCUGGGAGUCAACCUUAUGCUGGACUGCCCAGUAACAGGUGUCCCACAGCCAACGGUCAGCUGGCACAAGAAGGAGGGCGCGCUGAACGGCAACGCUCGACUCUUCGCCAACGGCUCGCUGCUGCUCCAGAACGUCACCCUCCAGAACUACGGAACGUACUCGUGCGUGGCCGCCAACCCAAUCGGAAAAUCCGCAGCUUCCAGCCACCUCCACGUGUCUGGAGCCACGCAGGCCUUGUCUGAGCACCAGGGAUCCGUGCCGAAGGAGGGAGGGCGGAAAAGAGUCCUCAUGGCGUCCCGUAUGGGAACCAGGGCCAUGGUCCGAUCUGGAGACAUCCUGCGCAUAGGGUGUCCGGUCGUUCCAAACCACAGAAGAGCCAUUAAGUGGUACUUCCAGAACCAGACGCUGGAGGAGGCCCAGGGCCUGCGGCACCGGACGCUGGUGGGGGGACGGGUCCUGGAGGUGAACACGCUGCACGGCAGGUUCGACGGACGCUACAGAUGCCAGACCCAGACGGACAGUCAGCUCCUCUCGGCCUGGGUCCACAUCAGUGUGGAAGAGUUCUCCUGGCAGCUGGGCGACUGGAGCGCGUGCAGUGCCACCUGCGGCAGCCGAGGGACUCAGACGCGGAAGCUCCGCUGCAUCAGUCCAGAGGACCGAGAGGUGCCCCCCUCCACCUGCCACCACCUGGCCAGGCCAGUGACCUCCCCCCAGGCCUGCAACGUGAAGGACUGCCCUGCCAGUUGGGUGUCCACCGUCUGGUCCAGGUGCUCCUCCACCUGUGGGCGUGGCUUCAGGCAGAGGCAGGUGUCGUGUCAGCAGGUGGAGGCUGCGGGGACCGUGCGCAUUCUGGCCCCGUCCAGCUGCGUGGCGUCGGCUCGUCCCGUGGACCGAGAGGACUGCGCCACGGACACCUGCGCCGAGUGGGUGACCAGCUCUUGGGGUCAGUGUGCAGGGCGAUGCCUGGGCCCGGGCGUGGCCGCUCAGAGCCGAUCGGUGAUGUGCAAGCAUCUCAACAGCUCGUCCAGCCCCAGAACAUCGUGUGAUCCCAAAGACAGGCCGCCGUCGACGCAAAACUGCUCGUCGGACGCCUGCGACGUCCACUGGAGGGUGUGGCCAUGGCGGAUGUGCACGGUGGCGUGUGGCAGCGGGUUCCAGUCGCGCCGCGUGGAGUGUGUCCAGCGCCGGGCCAACAAGACCCUGGCCGACCAGCACUGCACCUGGCUACGCCGCCCCGUCUCCUGGCAACACUGCAACAUCACGUCCUGCGGCAGUGAAUGCAAGGAUACCACCCAUUACUGUGCGGUAGUGAAACGUCUUCAGCUGUGCCUGGUGGAUCUGUACAGGCAGAGGUGCUGCGAGUCCUGUGCCGUCGACACUCACCCCAUCUAGUGGUCACUACUGAGACCUUCAGACUUUCAAUUCAAAAUGCUUCUAGAAUGUUCAGCUGCUGGCCUGGAAAGACACACCUGAAAAGAUGGAAAUGUUUAAACAAAACAAACAAACAAACAAACAAACAAGAGAAAACAAAACAAAAAAAACUACAAAAAAAAAAAACAGUCCCCUGUGACUGAAUUCAUCUAGAGGAUGUUUUGGACAUCUUUAUGUGGCUUGGACACAUUCGGAUCCACAGACUGAGUACCUUUUUUUUUUAAAUCUUGACUUAAUGUGCUUCUGACCACAGCUCUGCCACAACAUUGUAAACAUCCCCACACAAAUUUGGCCUGCAGUCUUAGCAAAACAGGAUCAGCUGGCCAGCAAUUACCAGAAGAAGAUAAUUUUUUUUUGUCUAUUUACUCCAUUCUUUUGUAAGAAGCAAUAACCAUAACAAUGUUUUGACAACAAUCUCUCAGUAGUGGUACAUAAAUAUUCUGUGUGUAUUAUUUGUAUUUAUAACAAAUGCAUCUGUAGUUGUAUCUAAACCUGGUCUGGAUUUAGAUCAGAAUCCUAUAGGACCAUUCACUUGUGUGAAGGGAGUUAAGUGGGUACAAAUUCAAUAUAAGGCACGAAGAUGCUGCUGUGAAUAUGAAAACAUCACUUGGUUGAAUGAUGAAGAUCCAAAUGUGAUCAAAGGACCUUUAAGAAAAACUUGGCAAUUGCGGGGGAAAUAUUUAUUUAUUUUUAUAUACGGAGGUAUUUUGACAGGAUACAGUUAAGUCUUUAUGAGAAUACUUACUAAGGGAUGUGUUCUUGUUGGACUCAGAAAGGAUUAUGUACAUUUUUUCAGACCCCCAUCAAUUUGUUGAGAGGUAACCAGUGAUGUAAUAGUAGUAGUCGUAGUUACAGUGCUUCUUAGAGCCAAGUGGAUCUUUUAGUUUUUUUUUUUUUCUACUGUGUUGUACCGGUGUGCUGCAUUGUAAAAUAUGUCUUGUAAAUAUUGUGUUUUAAGUGCAAUAUUGUGUACUGUAAAUUGAGUGUAGAUUUUUUUUGUUUUGUUUUUUUUUUACUUUAUUUUCUUACCCUCUGAUUUAGUGAAUGAAUUAGUUGUCUGUAUUGUGGUCAUGGUCAAAAAUAUUGGGAUAUGUUAACUUUUUAAAAAUAUGCAUACAAAGAAAGUGACAAGUACAUAGCCCUAAAAGCCCUUACCUGAAGAGUAGUUGUCAAAAACAUCCUACUGUAGUUGUUAAGACACCUUGUGUUCUGCAUUGGACAAUUUAUUGUGGUAUUAACUUGAAGUAUUAGUCCCUCAAAACAGGCAUCCUGCAAAAGCACAAAAGAAAAAUCCCUCUUCUUCUUGGCACUUAAGUUUACCUGCAAUGAGUUCAGUUGCACCCGCAGCGAUGUUUGUAACAGAAAAAAAAUGAUACAAAUUACAUUUUAAAAAAAAGAAAUAAA